This is a messenger RNA of Vespa crabro (European hornet), 3349 nucleotides long. RefSeq lists its product as uncharacterized. Gene Ontology annotation, molecular function: protein binding. Bases 901 to 3153 code for a protein of 750 amino acids. The transcript is spliced from 10 exons. NCBI's taxonomy places the organism in Eukaryota, Metazoa, Arthropoda, Insecta, Hymenoptera, Vespidae. The record is from RefSeq and is a predicted model, not a curated record. Gene Ontology annotation, cellular component: plasma membrane.
UAAAAGCGGGAGUAACCCUCCAGUUUCAAAGUGCGUCCGAGCAGAACGCAACUCGGGCUUUUUUAUCUCUCUCUCUCUCUCUCUCUCUUUCUCUCUCUCUCUUUCUCUUUUUCUCUCUCUCUCUCUCUCUCACUCUCUCUUUUUCUCUCUUCACAAUGUCAGCUGGCCCAGUCGUUUGUUAGUUUUUUUAUGUUUCGUCGACUGGAACGUCGCACGAUAUAACUCUCAUCAGACAUAUUGGUUAUUACCAUAAGAAUUUUUCUUCUGCGUUGUCCCCGCUUUCUCUCUUUCUCUUCCUCUUUCUUCUUUCCUUCUUGAUAAUGGACUACAUCCGACGAUUUUUCUAUAGAAUUAACAUAUUUUUAUACAUACUGAGGCAAAAUGAAAGAAAUACUAUUCUUAUAUAUAUUUCUAUGUAAAAAAAAUGUAGUAAUGAUCUCGUAUUUGAUUGGACAAAUAAGUUCAAUAAUAAAAAUAAAACAAAGGAGUGUACGAAUAAUGCUCCAGGAACAUUGGAAGAAAAUAAGAUGCUAUUUAAGAUAAUGUUCGACUGGUCGGAACUUAUUAUUAUAUGAAUGUAAACCUGUGUGUGAGCAGGCCCUUUAAAAGUACAAUAAAAGCCUCGUAGUAUAAAAAAUUAUCAAUGUUUCAACCAUGAAAUUAUUACGAGGACAAAGUCAACAUGCAGAAAGUAAAAAGAGAUAAAGUAAGGGUUAUUUGAGAGAUAUCCGUAGAAGAACGCCGGGUUAUUAUAACCGACCGAAUGACUUACGGUUGUGUGUAUGCCAGUGACGUGUAGUCAUCGUUCAAUGGUUGAUGGCGAUAGCCCUUUGCUUGGACCCUAUACUUAGUGGAUAAUCGACUCAAUAUACUGCACUUAUUAGCGUUAUAAUAAGGUUUAUGUUGAAUCCAAAGAAUUUUCAAGGCUCCUUCUUUCGCUUCAUGGAGAAUCAAGGCUUCGAAGGAGAGCAAUGUCGCAAUAACGGAAGCAGUUAUUUUAUUCACACAAAUUCCGCGAUACAUCCUGACGUUCACGUUUACGAGGACAUCGGUCCAAGUCGUGAAGAAUUCUGUAGAAUUUCUUCCGGUUUCCUCGAAGAGUCAGCUCGUUCGAAAGUCGAACAGAAUGGUCGUUCAUUUAUAACUUCGAACUUUAAGAACGACGCGACUGAAGGAAUUCGAUCGGAAUCUUCUCAGUCGAUUUAUUUCCAACGAAAUUUAACGUUGCCUUUUCGCCGAGGACUUUUAUCGUCAACUUCGUCUCCUUCGACGAGUUACUCCAUAUGGGAAAAGAGAUGGAAAAGUAGUAAAGAAAAGAAAGAUUGUUCGUUAGAGAGAAAUCUUUUUGAUAAUCCACGUUCACGGGAGGAUAAUGGGAAUAAAAAUAGUGCAUUAUCGAGAUUGCGAGAAGAAGAUCAUGUCAGGGCAAACGAAAAAGGCAGGAGAAAGGACUAUAAACAUUGUAAAAAUAAAGGUAACUCUGUGAAUUCUGAGAGUCAGGAGAAGGUAAAUGCGAAUGAUGAGAAAGGUAAAGAAUCAUCAUGCUCGUGUCUAUCGAACGAAACAAUCCUUUUCCAACACAGUGACAAGUUCCUUCCGCUUUGUCACUCAUUGUGCAAGACUACCGAAGAAUCCACGGAGUUUACGAGACAAAAUUCUUCUUCCAUUGCGAUAUUUUCGAUCUCAGAGAAGGUUCAACAGCAAAAGCAAGAGCAAUAUCAUCAUCGUCAUCAUCACGAGCAGCAGCACUUACCAUCGAGAGCACUCGAAUACCUGCAGUACGAUAGAAACGACGUUGAAACGAAGCUUGCCCACGUGUUGGAAACUAACGAAGAUAAGGCGCUCAUUAUAUCGAAGAGAAGUCAACCAAAUAUGAGAAUAAAUUCGAUUUACACGCAAGAUCAUUGGUAUGCUAAGGAAGCUCCAAUAUUUUUCACGGAUCUUAAGGAAUCAAGUACUUUUCAGAGGGCUUAUUCCCUCCCAGUACGAAUGCAAACUCCUACUUCGCAAAAUCGGGUUAACUUACGAAAAAGCGUCCGUGGCGAACCACCACCGGAUCCAGCAAGACUUCACAAACAUCAUCGCGGAUGGACGUUACAUCUUGCACGACCACUCGAAGGAUCUGGCUGCAAUAGAUCUUUGAUCUUCUUAUUGGUCCUUUUAUUGAUACUUCUCGGAGUAGGCGCUGGUGCUCUUUAUAUCGUCUUCGAACCGCAAAAACUACAAAUUAUUCAACUUUAUCUGAAAUCGUCGAAUGGAAACUCAUCGAUGCAAAACGUCACAUCCGAGGAGUCUUUCAAUCAGGUUUUCUCAAACGAAUCGAAGAACGUGCCGACGAGAACACCAACGACGAGUACCAUUCACAUGGCCGAUGUAUUUUUAAACGUCGACCUGUCGUUCUCCGAUGAUACUCCAUCGCUGAUCACGAAAACGGAAACGGAAGCAUCGAACAUUGUGCAUGCGAAUACUAAUUCAACGAGAUAUUGCGAUGACUGCUUGAGUGGAGAGGUCUGCGUUGGUUUGGUAGAUGAAGAAGUGCCUAUUUGUAGAAUCGGUUUAGAUCCUGAAGAUCCAACAGGAUGUGCUGGUCUGUGUAUUAUCAACAAGCAAAGAUGUCAUCGUCUUGACAUCGAUGCUUUUAGAUGCAUAGAGAUAGAGCACUACUGUCUAAACGAUGAGUGGACUUGCGUGAAUACACUUUGUAUUCCUAUGGAAAAACGUUGCGACGGUCAUAUGAACUGUUACGAUCACUCUGAUGAGUACAAUUGCGAUUGCAAUUCAGAGACGCAUUUUCAGUGCGGCAACGAUACUUCUUGCCUACCAUUGGAAAGGAGAUGCGAUGGUAGAAUAGAUUGUUGGGAUGCUAGCGAUGAAAUUAAUUGCACCUUAGGUCAUAAUUUUGGUCGGUCUUGCCCAUUGGAAAGCGAAUUUACGUGCAGUAACGGGCAAUGUAUAUUAAGGGCUCGAUUUUGCGAUGGAUUGGUCGAUUGUGCCGAUGGAUCGGACGAGCCACAUGGAUGCGAGGGUCGAUGCAAUAAGCAUGAAUUCACAUGCCAAAAUAAUAGAUGCAUUGCAAAAGGUGCAAAAUGUAAUGGAAUUGAUGAUUGCGGAGACUAUAGUGAUGAAAGACAUUGCAAAGAUCAUGUUAUGUAGCAUUUAUAAAUUAUGAAAAAAUUUACAAUGAGCAAGAAAAAGUUAUGAUACAUAUACAGUAUUUUAUAUACAAAUAAUUAUAUAUGUAUGUAACGUGUAUAUAUAUACACACACACACACGUCUUGUAUAGAUAGUAUAAUAAUCAUGAACGGAUAAUGAAUAUUAUUAAAUAAAAGAGUACUAAUUACUUCACAA